UAGAGUUGCCCAGUGCCCCAUCCGGAAAUUUGAUGUUACAAGUUUUAUACGAAAAAAUAUGAAGACGGCUAACAUUCCUAUCGAUAAUAUAUAAUAACAAUACGUUAAUUCAAAAAUUCAAACUUAUGUCCCACAAACAAUUUUCAUAAGUCAUUUUAGUAUCAAAUGCUUUGUCUUUUCUUUUUCCCUGACAACCUUUUUGAAAAUACAAUACCCCCUACCCCCCCCCCCCCCCCCCCCCCUUCGCGACACUCUCCGAAUUCCGAACCCGGAUUGCGAAAUCUAGAUACAAACAAAUAGCAACGUUUUCGAAAAAAAAAAAUACAAAACCUCAACCCAGGUACAUGUAGCCGUAUACUAGAAUGAAUAUCAAAGUGUUUACACACUGUGUGCAAAGUUCUGCCACCAGAAUCUCCUAAAUUCUAACAAUGAUACAAGGGAGCGGAUCUUGGAGCCGGCUUUUGUUGAUUUCAGCUCACCUGGACCCAAGGCCCGUCUUUUGUCGUACACACUUUUUUUCAAACUGUUUCAUUUCAAGGAAAAUGUAUACAAUAUUACAAAAAUAUUUUAGCCAAAUCUGGCCCGGGUUCAAUUCUAUAAAGCAUGAGUCUCAAAUGGAUAAUUUGCAUACAUUUUAGGUAAUACAUAUUUUAAUUCAAGGUAUAUUGAUAUCUCUCAAUAUGUGCAAAAUACACAGCAUUUCUAUAACGUUUUUCUUGAAACAUAAGAAAAGCUACUUCGAACCAAACUUGUCUGAUUGUUCAUUAAGGUAUCUAUUCUGUGUAAUUCGAUGAAAACCGUCCAUUAGUUGAAUUGCUGAAAUGGUCCUCUGAGACUUUAGAAUCAAACUGACCUACUAUUUUUGCCAUUGUUGUUCUAAAACGUUUGAAAUGCUCUUUUAAAAAUACAUUAACAAUGUUGAUUCACAAUGUUAGUUGCUGGGAAUUGUUGAAAGGAGCAACUUUGACUGAAACCCUACAUUACUGUCACGGAGGACAAACUCUACCAGGUGAGGGUUGUAGGCUCCUGCCCGCCUCUAGUUGCAGAAACACCUGAAAAAAAGAGAAUAAGAUUGCUCAUUCAAGAUUUUAUAAUUAGUAUAACAUAUGGGAAAUUUAUGAGAAAGUCGUCAAUGACUUUACACUGCAUAAACAUUUAUCUAGCUCCAAUUCGAAUGCAAUUAGUGAAAAUUUUACGUUAGAGAAGAGAUAAUCACAUCAGUGCCGAAAAUGAAACUCUGUUUAUUUUAGAUGUAUAAAUCAUGCUGCACAAAACACGGGUUUCGAUAUAUUAAGCUUGCGGUCCACUGGAAGAUUUCGAAAUAAAUGAAGUUCUUCAUUUUCAGAGGACAGUAAUGAAUGUCAAACAAGUUACUAUGACAAUGACAAACUUGACAGUAAUCAUCAGAUUUACGACUGUUUUCCAUGGCGACAAAUUUCGUUUCGAACACUGCGAAACAAACCCCAACGGAAUUGAGUGCGAUUUAAUAUUUUUACACAAUUUUCAAAAGGUGUAAAUUUUGUCUUAAAGCACUAGAAAGUAAAUGACUUUAUGGAUUUUUUAUCUCUCCCAAAUGUGAAUGUAUUAUGCAGUAGCAAUACGCAGAGUCCAUCCUGUGCUUAAUUUUAUCGCUGCUUGUAUCCGAAGGAAACUCUUUAAUGAUGCCCUGUUUUAUUUUCGUGGUAAAUUAGUUAAUUCGUCUGUGGUCUUAACCCCCCAUCUUCUCUUCUUCGUGUUGAUUGUUGUUCAUUCCAGGUAUUCGGCACUGCAUGUUCGUCUGUCAUCGCUUUCCUUGAUGAAGAAUAGAUGCGUUAAAUGUUGCAGACAUACCGAGAACGACCCGACAUUGUCACGCGAAAGAAUUUGAUGAACUGUUGCGAGGAGUGUGUUUAAAAAAAAAGAUACAAUUCUCAGAUAAAUCAUGUAGCAAUCAUCCGUCCAAGUGGAAAUAGCCAUAAUGGAAUGUUAGCGGCAUAUGAAAUAAAUAUCUUGCUCUUUGAACACACAUAUAUCUUGUUAGAGGAGUCCGUAUUUUGCAGCAUUCAAUUGACCCCUCGAAAUCAUCCAAAGGAUUCAGACUAUUUGUUGUUUUUUGCCCGGAGUGUUUCCCCCCGAGAAAGGUUUGGAAACAUGACUUUCAUACCAUCACACUGAUGCCCACUGGGAUUCACGAGAUCUCGAUGACUUUGAAUAUGCAGCACACAGAGGACAUCAUGGGUUGAAAUUUUCAUCGGACAUCAACUAAUUAAUAUUAAAACAUAUGUUUAAGCGGAAAGUGUAUUUAACAAAGCCUCCGGAGACACAGAUGUACACAAGAGGCGCUUCUCAAAGUCACCAAAACAAAGGGAGUGAUGAAAGGAAAAUAGGUGGAACAUAGAGGGAAAUGCAAACAUUAAUUGUCCCUCGUCUGCCAGAGAGAGAGACCCGGAGCCUUCUUCUGAUACAUAAUUCUUGUUCCACAGACAGCGCUAAUGUGCAAAGCAGGAUUAUCAACGUUUGAAAUAAGGUGGAUUUCAUUUCCGGUUUUGUGAAUGAUGAAUGGUGCCUGCAAAGCAAAAGACGGAGCUCUCUGUAACCUUCUGGAUGACCCUUACACGUUUUGGGACAGAGUGCCAUGUCCACCACCCUCUAACCCCCAAAUACUCUUCCAAGUGGACUACAAGAGACUUUUAAGUGAAGAUGACGGUUUAAGAAUCAUUUUUAGAUUAGCAAAACGCUGUGACAUUCCAGUGCCGGAAAUGUUGAAAUCCCCUGCACGACUUGGCGGGAACGCCAUCUUUACGCACUGUGAUUCAGACUGUUUGAACACAAUCGUGUCUUCAUGCUUGAUUUUCUUUGUCGUCAUGGUGAUAAUUGUAAUUUACGUAAUGAGGAGUCAAAGUCGACAAAAAACGAUGUCCAUGAUGCAUUACAGAUCACGUGAUCGAUGUGUUUGUAUUCAUCUUGACGGAGAACAGAAAAACAAAACUUCUUGUCGUGGUUAUUGUCACUAUAACUCAGGAAAAUAUACAAAGACUGGAUCAAUCCCGAGGCGGAGCAGGAAACAUUCGGAACAAUUCGAUCAGUCCCCAAUGGACAGUACAUACAAACAAUUCCCAUGUGUAGAUGUUUUCGAUUCACAAAUCUCGCCAAUCCAGGGUCACGAGAAAUCAGGAAGUGAGACUUAUGAGGAUCUAGAAACGUACAACUCUCGAAUAGAUGAAUUCACUUUGUUGAGGAAAGCAUUCAAAAAGUAUUAUGGUCGCGAUAUUGACUUCACAGAGUCGCCAUAUUCACGGAAAACAGAAGAGACGUACGCAUGUGGAAGUGAAAAUGACAUAGAAAUGACGUCGUUGAAUUCUGACGAAAGUCAGAAAAGUAUCGAAAAACGUUCAAACUAUGAUUUUGAUGAAAAUUUGACAUCAGAAAACCAUUACGAUGACAUUGAUUGUGAUCUGAUGAUUAAUGAGGUUCACUUAUCGAACUCAACAUACAGUUUUAGUAACACUACGAACCAUAUUUACGCAACCAUUAAAAAGAGAGUGUUCGACACAAAUUCUAGACCGUCCUUACUUAACGAGCCGUAUACAAGUAGUACAUUAAAAUCGGUAUACUCGAGUGAUUCCGAUUGUGAAGGUAAUUUAAUACAGGGGGAAAGCAGAUCAUCUGGAAUAAAUUUUCAACGCCUUCACACGAAAAACAUGUACGAAAGGUUGACCUCAACAACUUCCAAUCGAACUGAUCUGUCGUUUCUCAGUGAUGAUUCCAAUGAACUUUUGGUACCUGACAGAAAUUCUCUGUGUUCAACUUUUAAGUAAUGCAUAAAUAAAGUUUAGCAGAAGCAAGAGAAA
Messenger RNA from Ostrea edulis (European flat oyster), 3830 nucleotides. RefSeq lists its product as uncharacterized. The transcript has 7 exons. The coding region runs from base 2532 to 3797 and encodes 421 amino acids. The record is from RefSeq and is a predicted model, not a curated record. Lineage: Eukaryota; Metazoa; Mollusca; Bivalvia; Ostreida; Ostreidae.